Molecule: messenger RNA, 748 nt
Organism: Juglans microcarpa x Juglans regia
Lineage: Eukaryota; Viridiplantae; Streptophyta; Magnoliopsida; Fagales; Juglandaceae
Product: heavy metal-associated isoprenylated plant protein 16-like
Exons: 3
Coding region: 219-620 (133 amino acids)
Source: RefSeq, a predicted model, not a curated record
AGAAAGAGACCUAUAAAUGGGAGUAGCAUCUCAAACAGCUGAGAGUACCUCAAAACAAGAAAAAAUUGUUAAUAUCUCCCCUAGCAAUUAACCAGUCUACCUUCAGUUUUUAAGCACCCCUUUGCAUAUUUCUCUCCCUAAAAGACGUAAAAGACGUGAGGCUUUACGUCCAAUACUCAAUAUAUACUCAUCAACUUAGCUGAAAAACCAAGACAAUUAUGAAGCAAACGGUGCUGAUCAGGGUGUCCAUGGAUGGCCACAUGAAGUGCCUUUUUUGCUACAGGCUGGAUGGACAGAAAGUCCGGACCAAAGCCUUGAAGAUUGCAGUUAGCGUUAAAGGGGUGGAAUCAGCUUCUUUAAAAGGGGAUGAAAAGGACCAAAUAGAAGUAAAAGGGAAUAUGAUUGAUACAGUGGAACUUACAUCGUUACUCAGGAAGAAAGUGGGACCUGCAUACAUAAUUACUGUGGAGGUAGAGAAGAAAGAUGAGAAGAAAGAAGAGAAGAAAGUACUGGAGUGCAUUGCGUGGCCUUAUGGUGGUGGUGUUCCUUCCUGCUACUCCUAUCCAAUCUAUGAGGUCAGGGAUUGCCAUGAGACCUCCAACCCUUGCUCUAUCAUGUAACUGUAGUACGUACGUUUAUCAGUAGAUCUAGAUAGCAGUUGAGUAAUUUCAACAUAUGAGUUUUUAUUUUUCUCUUUUCAAAUGCUUUCCCGGGGUGAUCAUGCAGAUCUGGAAUUGAAUCAUCGCUU